GCGAACACUGCGAGGGUGGACGCCGCAGGGCCUGCACAACCUGCCAGACGUUUUAAUUAGAGCGUUCAGGUGAUCCUGAGGAUGAACGACUACGGGUACGGCAAGAGAGGCGGUAGGGAGCACGACAGACGUAGCAGGAGCAGGGGCGACGAGGACGAGUACGAUGAUCGUGAUCGAAGAACCACCCUCCAGAGGCUCGACAGUGUCCAGGAUCCUGGAAAACGGUAUCUUCUCAGAGAGUGCAUAGGCUCUGGCGUAUGCGGAGACGUCUACGAGGCCAUCGACCAGCAAGCCGGGAACAAGAAGGUCGCGGUGAAGGUGCAGAAACUGACUCCGGAAUCGCAGUCGUUGAUCAUCGAGGAGUACAAAGUCCUACGUGACCUGGCCACCCAUCCGAAUUUGCCGGAGUUUUACGGGAUUUACCGCAGGAGGUCCGGAAAGAAGACGGAGUACGAUCAAAUAUGGUUCGUCAUGGAGCUUUGCGAUGGAGGACCAGUGAUGGACCUCGUGCGGGGCCUCGUGUCCAUGGACAAGAAACUGCGCGAGGAGCAUAUAGGUUAUAUCCUGAAGGAAGUGAUCAAGGCAGUGAUACAUCUGCACGAGAACAACGUGAUCCACCGCGACAUACGCGGCAGCAACAUCAUGCUGACCAGAGAGGGGGAAGUGAAGCUGGUUGACUUCGGUCUGUCGAGGAUGAUACAAGGCGAGAUGGGCAAACGGUACACCUGCGUGGGAUCGCCGUGCUGGAUGGCGCCGGAAGUCGCCAUCAGCAAAGGGAACGCUUCCGACAGCGGCUACGGAAGUCGAGCGGACGUAUGGGCGAUUGGAAUCACCGCCAUCGAGCUGGCGGACGGGAAACCACCGUUUCAAGACAUGCACCCCACCAGGGCGCUCUUCCAAAUCGUUCGCAAUCCGCCCCCCAAUUUGUACAGGCCCUCCAACUGGACGCAAACCUUCAACGACUUCAUCGCUGAGUGCCUGGAGAAGAACCCGGAGAACAGACCGUUCAUGGCGGAAAUCUUCGAACACCCCUUUUUAUCGGAGCUGCCCGACAGCGAAUUCUUGCUGGCGAAGGAGAUCAAGGUGCUAAUGAUGGACGCCUGCCCGAAAGGCAAACAGGACAGGCGAGCGGAAGUGAUAGUUCGAAAGAAUUUCCUGAAGGUUCAUCAAACCGAUCCCCUGGAGCCCAUGUUCAUGGAGGACGUGGCGGCGCUGGAGACGUUGACAGAGGACACCAUUUUGGACGAGCUCCACGAGAGACUGCGCCAGGGAUACUACCACAGCUUCGUUGGCGACAUACUGUUGAUCUUGAAUCCCAACGAACAGCAGGACAUUUACGGAUGUGACUAUCACACCAAGUAUCAGUGCAAAUCGCGAUCGGACAACGCGCCUCACAUAUACUCCGUGGCGGACAGUGCCUAUCAGGACGUGUUGCACAACGAGGAGCCUCAGCACAUCCUCUUAGCUGGCGAGAGCAACUCGGGGAAGACCACGAACAUGAUGCACCUCGUUCGACAUCUCAUGUACCUGGGAAAAAGCUUGCAGGACACCGGGGCGAGACUGUUCCGUGCCAUAAAGGUGGUCCACGCGUUCAGCAACGCGGCCACACCGCUGAAUCCCAACUCGACCAGGUGCAUCCUGGAGAUCCAGACCACGUACGGCUCGUCCGGGAAGGCUUCCGGCGGCAUAUUCUGGCUGUAUCAGCUGGAAAAAUGGCGCGUUUCUACCCGCGACAGAAAUCAAUCGAAUUUUCACGUGUUCUACUACUUCUACGACGGCCUCGACUCCACGAGCAAAUUGAAGCAGUACGAUCUGCCGCCGGGCAGGAGGAUGAGGUAUCUGAGGAUCAGCGACAAAGGAACGGAACGGAAACGGUCGUUCAAAGUGAGGAACGAUCCGCGGGGGAACGUGGUCAAGUUCGAGGAGCUGAUGGAAAAUCUACGGGUGCUGGAGAUGGAGGAGUACUGCGAGACCAUAUGGAAGGUGUUGGCCGCGAUCCUCACGCUGGGCGAGAUACGAUUCGUCGAGGGCAACAACGGGGAAGCCGACAUGGACAACAACGAGGCGGCCAACAGAGCGGCGAAACUUCUGGAACUGGACGAGAAGAAGUUCGUCUGGGCCCUGGUGAAUUACUGCGUGAUUGUCAAAGGGAGCGUUGUACGGAAGAAGCACAGCUUGGAGGAGGCGAAGGAGGCAAGGGACGUGCUGGCCAAUACGAUCUACCAGCGGCUGGUCGACUGGAUAGUGAACACUAUCAAUCAUAAGUUUACGGUUACGCGUGCUUUAUUCGGCGACAAGUACGCCAUCAACGUGAUGGAUCUUUUCGGAUUCGAGUGCUUCGCGGUGAACCGGCUCGAGCAGCUGAUAGUGAACACCAUGAACGAACAGAUGCAGUGCUAUUACAACCAGAGGAUAUUCGCGUGGGAGAUGCAAGAACAAGAAGAGGAGGACAUACCGGUGCAACGUUUACACUUUUACGACAACAAGGACGCGAUCGAUCAGCUGCUGAGCAAGAGCAGAGGACUGUUCAGCGUGAUAGACGACGCUUCCAAACACGCCAUGGAUUAUCAGUACGUUCUGACGAAGAUAGAGCAACAGUCGGACAAUCUCUACGUGAAACCGGUGAGUUCUCACGAAUUUACCGUCGCUCAUUACACGGGCAAGCUGGUCUACGACGCCAGCGAGAUCGCCGAGAAGAACCGGGACUUUGUCCCGCCGGAGAUGGUCGAGACUCUGAGACUAUCGAGCUUAGAAACCAUGAAGGAAAUGUUCACGAACAAGUUGACCAAGUCUGGGAACUUGACUAUAGUCGUGGACCAUCCAAAAAUCGCGGAGAAGAAGACCAGUAAGGGGAAAUGGGGCGCGUUGAUGCAGGAGACCUCCAAACCAAGGAAGUUCAACACUGCAUCCAGAGGACAAUACUCCCAGACAAGGAAGAUGAGAACGUGUGCAGCUACCUUUAAGUCCACCAGUCUUGAAAUUCUCAAGAAUCUUUCAACUGGUGGAAGCGGGGGGGUCCACUUCGUCAGAUGUUUGAGAUCAGAUCUCGAGGGGGCGCCCCGAGGCUUCUACCGGGACGUAGUCAGACAGCAGAUCAGGGCUCUGGCGAUUCUGGACACUGCCAAAGCUAGGCAACGCGGCUACCCUUGCAGGAUAUCGUUCCAAGAAUUCCUUCGAAGGUACCAGUUCCUGGCGUUCGACUUCGACGAGAACGUCGAGAUCACCAAGGACAACUGCCGUUUGUUGCUCAUCAGAUUGAAGAUGGAGGGUUGGAUGAUCGGGAAGACCAAGGUCUUCCUUAAGUAUUACAACGAAGAAUACUUGUCGAGGCUGUACGAGACCCAGGUGAAGAAGAUCGUGAAGGUCCAGUGCAUGAUGAGGGCGUUCCUGGCGCGGAAGAACAUGGCGUCGAAGAUCACGACGACGGUGAAGAAGGAUAUCGUGAAGAAAGCGUCUAUAAAGAAGAAGGACACGGUGGAUAUGUCGGAGGACGAGGCGGCGAUAAUGAUACAGAAAGCGUACAGGGGCCACACGGUGAGGAAGGAAAUGGGGCCGAUGAUGGGGAAGAGUCAGAUGGAUCCGGAGACGAUGGACAUGAUGAAGUUCUACAGCAGCAAAUGGAGGUCGAAGAGCAUGUUCCAAGUCCUCCUACGCUACCGUGCAGCCCGCUAUCAAGACCUCGUGCAGUUCUCGCAGCAAGUGCAUCUGUUCAAUCAAGCGAUAGUAGCAAGUCUGGACGCGACGAGUGAGCGCGCAUCCCUGGACAAAGUCAACCAGAAUGUCUCGAAGCUCGAUUUCCUAGGCUACACGCGACCACCCCAAGUGCACAAGUUACCUUUCAACUUUUAUCUCGAGUUACCAUUUUCCAACAUGAAGAGCACUAGCGGAACGGAAGGUCUUGGAUCCGCGUCGUCGUUGGCGUCUGACGACGAGCACGAGGCCUGGGACGCGCCAUUACGGAGACAAACGGUGCCUUGGGCCAUCAGGAACACUCGUACCAGAGACGUCGAGGUUCAAACGACGAACUCGCCACACCGAGUGGCGCAUUCAGGCGCCGAGGGAAAGAGUCUGAUCGACACUCCGUUUUCCAGAGACCCGAAUAUCUCGGUACGAUGCCCACCAGAAGACACGUCCCGAAGCAGAAUGGGUAACGCCGGGUUUCAACAUCAUUCGAGCAACCGUAGUCCUGUACCAUCUGCUAACGCUCAUAAUCCUCGCUCAAAUGAUUACGAUAGCACCGGGUCGAUACGCUCUAGAAAACACGCACCGCCUCCCCCCAUUCCGUUCAAUCAGACGCAACCACCCCCGAUACGUAGCGCCGACAACUAUAGCUCGGAGAGUCGAAGUAAAAGCAACGUGAACACCGGUAGCAACGAUUGGGAGUUCGAGGACAGAGUCAACAGGAACACCGCUAAUCGUAUAAACCCGAUUCAGGAAAUGCAGAUGAUAGGUCGAAGGAACAACGAGGGCCACGAGGACGACGACCCACCUUUCAACUUUCAGGGGAUGCUAAGGAAGACCAGCCAUCAGCGAGCAUCGAUGAAGCGCACUCCUGUCUACGACAGCUAUUCACCGUCACCACUGCCAGGUUCCGGGUACCGUAGCGAGUCGAACGUAGUUUACAGAAGCGGUGGUAGCCGCAGGGACUCCCCCGAGUGGAGUCCCAACGAGAUGGUGAGGAUGUCCGAGAAGUACGGUAAAGAGGGCGCAUGGGGAGAGGAUCGGGCCAGCGGCGGACGAAGAAACGUCUCCGAGAUUGUCACCACCGCCGAGAUCGCGCCGGGAAUCGUUAUAGAGGGUUACGUGGCCGAGUUGUAAAAUUCGA
This is a messenger RNA of Colletes gigas, 4825 nucleotides long. It is a transcript of the gene ninaC, whose product is annotated as neither inactivation nor afterpotential protein C. Lineage: Eukaryota; Metazoa; Arthropoda; Insecta; Hymenoptera; Colletidae. Gene Ontology annotation, molecular function: protein tyrosine kinase activity; protein binding; ATP binding. The coding region runs from base 82 to 4818 and encodes 1578 amino acids. The record is from RefSeq and is a predicted model, not a curated record. The transcript is spliced from 24 exons. Gene Ontology annotation, cellular component: myosin complex. Gene Ontology annotation, biological process: protein phosphorylation.